GCCGGAGCCUUUUUGCACACGUAUAUUUCACCUCGGAGACGGUAUCUAUGGCACUGGCAUGGGGCAUGAUGGGCAGUCAGCGGGUAUGGGGUCCAUACACGGCGGGGUCAUUCACUCAAGUUCACUUGGCCCAUUGCUUUCCAAGACUUGUCAGAGGCAAAUAGCAUAGAUCAUCGGUGAUGGUUGCUAUGCCCAUGACUCUAGCUUUCUCCUCUUUGCCCCGCACAAAGACGCCUGCAAUAGCCGUCAUCGGUAACGGACGUACAAAGUAUAAAGCGAUGUCUGUCAGGUGCAGUCGCCAGCAUCAAGACUAGACUUAACAUUGUGAAUUGAACGAUGUUGUGCCUCACACUGGUGUUCGCGGCUUUCGCCGCCGCCGUGGAAUUGACUGUCACGACACGCACAGGCACCUUCAUUGGCGGAUUAAACGAAACUUACCCUGACGUUCGACACUUCAAGUGGGUUCCUUAUGCACAACCGCCCGUUGGCAAUCUACGCUGGACACCACCACGACCGCUGGUCAACGAUAGCACCGUUUACGAGUCGACGACUUUCGGACCAGCGUGCUCCCAGUUCGUGUCUGCUGUACCGGCGGUAUGGUCUCUCAACAUCACUGGCAACCUCAUCGUGAACUACGGUGAGAGCCUGACAGCCGGCCUUGUGGCCCAAAAUAGCGCGGAAGACUGUCUUUCGCUUGCCAUCUGGACACCGGCAAAUGCCACAGGCAAUUCCAGCCUGCCCGUCAUCAUCUUCACAACCGGCGGCGGCGAUCAAACCGGUGGUAUCAACAUCCCAACCCAGAUACCGGCCAACUGGGUGCAUCGAUCACAGAAGCACAUUGUGGUAACGAUCAACUACCGUGUCAACAUUUUCGGGUACCCGAACGCGAGAGGCCUCAAUGGAAGCACGAACUUCGCAAUCCAGGACCAGCGAGCUGCAGUCGAGUGGGUAUCGGAAAACAUUGCUGCGUUUGGCGGCGAUCCGGCAAGAUUGACGUUGUGGGGCCAGUCCGCGGGCGCUGGACUGACAGACGAAUAUCUCUUCGCUUGGCCAAGCGACCCUAUCGUCCGCGCAUCCAUCUCCAGCUCGUCACUCGCCAUUGGAUAUCCAACCAACGUUGACUAUGCGGGCACGAACUUUACCUUCGUUGCCCAAGCAAUGGGCUGCAACUUCACCGAUCCUGCUUUCGAGCUCCAGUGCAUGAGGCGCGUACCCAUGCCUCGCAUCGUCAACUUCGUGGGCCAGUAUCAGGAUAAUAGCUCCUUGGUGAAUACUUCGCAGCGUGCGAUAUCUUUCAGUCGUCAAAUCGACAACAAGUUUGUCUUCUCGCAAGCCGACUACGUCAGGCUCUAUCAAGCCGACACCCUUGCGCAAAUACCGAAGAUGAUCGGCACUACUGCUCGCGAGUUCUCCGCCCUACUCCCCUACCCGGUGAACAAUGCAAGUGCGGGUCCUUCGAAUCAGCUCAUUACAGCCUUGACCCAAGCAUGGGUCUGCACCGCCUAUAACACUUCCGUAUACCGUCAGCAAGACCUUCUGACAACAUACCGUUACGAGUACGCUGCGAACUUCACGAAUCUUGCUGAUGGAGCAUCGUGGCUUGGGGCGUAUCAUUAUGCCGAUUUGUACAUGUUCUUUGGGACCUACCUCAUCACAUCCCCUCCAUAUCCGGACCUCGAAGUCCAGACAUCGCAGAUCAUGCAAGAUCUACUCUACAACUUCGUCGCCAAUCCUGCGUCACUGCCUGGGAAUGGCUGGCCGCCUUACCUUCUGGACAGUAGUGACAGCGGCGGUCAGAUUGCGCGCUUCGGCGCGAAUGGUCAAGCCUUACAGCUCGUCAGUGGCAACGCGAUUGAUGGCGCCUGCCAUCUACCAAACUAUACGUACACCACGACGCCUUAGGCCGGACAUGGCUCCUAUGCUGCUUGCAGUAGCGGUAUGGUGCGUGUGACUCCACGCCAAGUUCCGGACCCUCCGGCUUCGGCACGGCCGAGACGGCCAUUACACCCGGACGCUUGGCUAGCUUGCUCUACGAAACAGCUUUGGACCUUCGUGCCAUUGUCAUUGUCGCUAAACAGAAGUCGCAUGAUUGGUAG
Molecule: messenger RNA, 2096 nt
Organism: Baudoinia panamericana UAMH 10762
Lineage: Eukaryota; Fungi; Ascomycota; Dothideomycetes; Mycosphaerellales; Teratosphaeriaceae
Exons: 6
Coding region: 337-1902 (521 amino acids)
Source: RefSeq, a predicted model, not a curated record